Molecule: messenger RNA, 489 nt
Organism: Theobroma cacao (cacao)
Lineage: Eukaryota; Viridiplantae; Streptophyta; Magnoliopsida; Malvales; Malvaceae
Source: RefSeq, a predicted model, not a curated record
AUGGCACCAUUUGAGGCAAUAUACGGAUGGAUAUGUAAGUCACCUAUUGGAUGGCUAGAGGUGGGAGAAAGAAAACUUUUGGGGCUUGAGUUGGUGCAGGAUGCCACUGAGAAGAUACAUAUGAUUCGGCAGAGGAUGUUGUCAACACAAAGGAGACAAAAGUCAUAUGCUGAUAAUAGACGGAGAGACUUAGAGUUUCAAGUGGAAGAUCAAGUAUUCCUGAAGGUCUCACCAACUAAAGGGUACAACCCGAAUCCCUCUCAUGUAAUACGGUAUGAGACCAUCCAGCUAAAAGAUGAUUUGACCUAUAAGAAGCAAUCGGUAGCUAUCCUCAAUUGGCAAGUCAAAAAGCUUAGUUCAAAGGAAGUAGCAUCAGUGAAAGUGUUGUGGCGAAACCACACCAGCGAGGUGGUAACGUGGGAAACCGAGGAAGAGAUGCGAACAAAGUAUCCCCAUCUCUUUGAUACUUACAGGUACGUUAUCUUAUAG